CGUUUUACGCGCUUGAUGAUCUGUUGAAGCGGUGCACAAAGUUAGAUCGUGCCGUCGAGCGGUGUUCCGGAUUUCGGACGCGUGAUACGAUGUAUCCAUCGAACCUACUCGUUGCGAUAAAACCAGACCCGACUACGAGGACCUACAGUGGUUUUAUCCACCUCUCAUCCAUAUUACGCAAGCACUUUCUGAGGUAUUCUCAGCCCAGUAUUUCUAUCGUACAGCUGGACUAGCUUCGAACUUGACGCGAAGGCCUCCCGGAUCAUGGGGGGACUAAACGACACGUACGGUGCCGUUUUUGUCGCGAUAUGCAUCUCCGCCGUGUUGUACGGAGUGACGAUUCUGCAAGUGUUCAGCUACUUUCGGGACUACCCUCAAGACAGGUUCUGGGACAAGCUCGGUGUCUGUUGGCUAUGGGUUCUGGACUCGCUGCACAUCGCAUUCUGCAUAUAUGCGAUGUAUUGGUAUCUCGUCAUCAAUUUCGGCGUCUUCGCUGAGCUUGCGGUGAUUCACUGGAGUUUCGAGGCAGCGGAGAUGCUCAAUACGAUCGUGAUAUUCAGCGUCCAGGGACUAUACAUCGUGCGUGUAUGGAAACUGGAUGCUGCUGCAGGCGUCAUCUGUGGUCGCCGUCAGUUCAGACCUAUAUCCAUCUUGGUUGGGGUCGCUCUGUGUGUCGCACUAGCUACAGCAUUGGAAUGUUGUUACGAAAUUUCGAGGCUGAAGACAUUCGCAUCGGGCCUUGAGCCUGAUCAUCUGUGGAUCAUGUACUACUCCCUAUCAGCUGCAAGCUGUAUUGACAUUGUUGUCGCCGCCUCGCUUUGCUAUCUACUGUCGAAGUGCCGGACGGGCUUUCGCAACACAGACUCACUGGUAAAGUGCCUGAUGUUCUAUACAAUCAAUACGGGGCUCGUCACAAGCAUGUGCUCUCUUGGUGCCGUCAUCAUGGUGCGCUUUACAGUUACGCGCAUGCAACAUACUUUUGAUAAAGGACAAUCUCCUCAGCUUGCCGUGCUUCCUACAACGUACCUCACGGUGGCGAUUCAAUUACUGCAAGUCAAACUAUACGUCAACUCCUAUCUUGCCAUGCUCAAUGCUCGCUGUUCGCUGCGUAGGCAGAGGGACGAUUCGCCGGGGUAUAGUAUCAGCCUACCGCGUAGUAUGGUGUUCCAUUCACCACUCAUCGCUGGCGAAAUGAGUCGAGCAACGUCGACGGCUGACCCUGGCGCCACCAUACGAUGGAGCAACACGCGGACUGGAUGCGGAAGGGUGUCUGGGGAAGUCGACCUUAGUCGCCAUGUACAUGACAGCGCUCAUGGCGCCUACAAAAGUACAGCGUUGUCCCGGUCCGACAAGUCUCUAGUCACGUCAUUGGACAUUUUACCGGACUCUCCUUCGCAACUUCGAAACUCCCGCCUUUCUAUUGACGCAGACCGCAAUGCUACCGAAGCUCGACGGCCAGCUGUGCGUAGGCCUUCUCCGACGUUCGCUCGGAGGACGUCAGUUGUUUUCCUUUAGCAGGGUGCUGAUGUUUGAUUCACAGAUCAACGAAGUCUGAUGACGUCGUGGUGUACGGGAUUCAAGCCGUAGACUACUCAAACCAAGGGUUACGCAGACUUUCGGACAGAUAGGUACUAUGUAGCGCGAUGCUUGUAUGUAGGAUGUGUAAGCCCCGUGGCUGAAUAGGCGUUGACAUCGGGGAUGAUUGACCUGCUUGUAUAUAUGAAGUAUCUGCGU
Messenger RNA from Rhodofomes roseus, 1734 nucleotides. RefSeq lists its product as uncharacterized. NCBI's taxonomy places the organism in Eukaryota, Fungi, Basidiomycota, Agaricomycetes, Polyporales, Fomitopsidaceae. Bases 265 to 1515 code for a protein of 416 amino acids. The record is from RefSeq and is a predicted model, not a curated record. The transcript has 18 exons.